UUUUUUUUUUUUUUUUUUUUUUUUGGUUCUUUUUUUCGGAGCUGGGGACCGAACCCAGGGCCUUGCGCUUCCUAGGCAAGCGCUCUACCACUGAGCCAAAUCCCCAACCCCUAGUGUCACUACUUUUGAUCACCGAGAGGUAGAGGCAACUCAGAUGCCGUUCAAGAGUGAAUAGAUAAACAAGCAGUUUGUCUCCAUUGUGGACUAUUAUUUAGCCUUAAAAAAGAGAAGUGCUGUCUCAUGUGCUGCACUGAGGGCAUUGUGGCAAGUGCAGCAAGAAGUCAGAGAAGCAAGCACCAUGUGACUUCCCUUUCACGGGAUCUAACUUAGUAAAAGUCAGAUCGAUGAAGCAGAGUGAGGCAGAGGUUAGACGAAGGAAGAGGCGGAGUUGGUUAACGGACAGUUCAUUUUGCAAGGUGAAGAUCUUGUGUAGCUGGUGGUGAUGCAGCAUGGGGUUUGUGGCCAAUCUAAACAUAGCAAGUGUCAGGUGGUCACUUUAAGCACAUUUCACCACAGCUGCUUUAAUGAUACUCUACCACAGGGCUCUAUCUUCACACUCAUUGGCUUCAAAACUUGCUGUGGAGGGGCUGGGGGAUUUAGCUCAGUGGUAGAGCGCUUACCUAGGAAGCACAAGGCCCUGGGUUCGGUCCCCAGCUCCGAAAAAAAAGAACCAAAAAAAAAAACUUGCUGUGGAUACAAAAGUGUUAGCAUUUAUUUACCUAAACGUAUUUAGUCUUAGAAGUAUCCUUACAUAAUAAAUCAUGUCAAAACAGUUUUAAAAAAGAAGUAUGUGGUGGCUACAUUAGUGGCCGUGUGUAGGGCUGGAUGGGCUGUUAUCUGGGCUGAGAGGGGCACCAGGUAAAGGACCCUCUGUGUACAACAGCUCCUGUGCUGGGGCCUAGCCCUUGAGGGACUUGUGUGUUUAGGAAGCCUUUAAGUCAGAUGAGGUUCUUGCUAACAUGUGUUUGGGCUUUCCCUCUCUAGUAGCCCAGCCCAGCCCCUCGUGGGGUCAGGCUCAGACAGUCUGUGUCCCUGCCGUAUAGCUAUACUCUGAGGCCACAAGAGCUAAGGAUGGCCGACAGAAGUCUCGGGGUCUGAAGAUGUAGCUGGACCUCACCCUGGGCUUGCUGUAGUUUGGCUCUGCCAGCAGCUAUGGAAGCCCAGACUUCUCAGGGCCUGCACACUGGGCAGCUGCUCUGGUUGAUGGUACAGGCGGCAGGCACUGUGAACCUCUGGCAGGGUUUCAAGCUUUGGCCACAUUCCUAAGAAAAUAUGACUGGCUCAUGGGAGGGGCAGAGGGAGGGGAACCUAGACAGAAGCAAGGCCAAGGCUUCCUCAGAAAUUCCAGCCCUCCCGGGCCUGUUAGAUGGACAGCACCUCACUGAGCUCAAAUCUAAGAUUACCAAAAUAGAGUCUCUGGCCAAUGGGCAUCAUUACAGGUUACCGUGGACCUGGUCCCAAGUGAUAAGCAGGGCUGGGUAUAGACAUUAGCAGAGCAGCAAAUGUAAGGUUCUUUCAUAGCAUUUCUCAAGAAACAAAUACUUUAGCAGGGGGGAUUGUAAAGCAGCAUACUUGGAUUCCAAAGUUAAGCUUCGAGAAAGUAUGUAUCCAGGGACACACUGGAACAUGAUGAUGUCUUCUGCUGAGUUCCAAGUGCCUGUUCUGUAGGAGCCAUGUCAGGAGGAGCUUGGAUACCUACCCAGAUCAGGGCUCCCUGCUGCUGGAGCCCAGGCUGGCUUUGGAUCUCACAAUCCUCCUGUUUCAGUUUCAUGGUGCUGGGAUCACAAGCAGGUUCAAGCAUUGGUUCAAGAGCUGGGUUUUGUUCUUUGCUUAUAAAUGUUCCUCUGUUAUGGCCUCACAAUAAGAAAUCAGUGAGGCCCUUGCUCAUGCAGACCUUCACAAAUGAGUGUUUACUGCUCCUCUUGGCCUGCUCCUGAUUUCCUCGGGGUGACUGUUCCAUAACCCCACCCUAUCAGCAUCCUGGGGCAGACAGAAAAUACUGUCACAAACAUGAACACAGCUUGUAUUGCAGAGGGACCAGGUUCCUUUGAGAGAACCAGCUUAGAAAUAUAGGCUUAGUUCUGGAGGGGUCUCAUGAGAGUCUGUGACAUCUCAACUCUGUUCUUCCCACAAACAUUUGCUGUUUCUACAUUCCUUCUACUCCACGCUGAUAAACAUCAAAAUCUGGAAGAGUUGGAUUAAGAACAUUGAACAUGUACAGACAACUAGAGUGCAUCCUCCUUAUGUGAGGUUAAGCAAUCUUAACUUUAUAUUCUUAGAGUGGACGGAAACAGGAGUAGAAUUUAUGUCAAAUUAUGUCUCUUAAAAUAUGUGUGUAAUGUUCUUAAUAACAUAUAGUAUUUUAAGUGUGCAUGCGUGUGUGUGCACAUGCAUGUGCAUACAUCUCUGCAUGUGGAAGUCAGAGAACAACGUGAAGGUAAAGGGUUAGUUCUCUCCUUCCAUCGUAUGGGUCCUGGAGAUUGAAAUCAGGCUGGCUGGAUCAUUGGGGCUUCAGGUUUUCACCCAACAGCAAUACCACUGUCCCUCCUGACAGCAGUAUUGGGAGGACACGAGUAUGUGACUGUUAUCAUUCUGCUGGUCCAAGGGCAGCUUCCCACUGCUGAGAUCAGACCUCCGGUGCCUUCCCCAUUCCUCUCCACAGGAGCGGUGGCCAGGGUGUGUCCUUCCGUAGCAGCAUCACUGGGGAACACAUUAGAAGUGGGUGACAGAAUGCAGCCCUGAUGGCACGUGGGAGACCUAAGUAGAAACCCUGCCUGUCACUGAAACCCACCCUGGUAAUGUGGAGAAGGAGCUUGAAACAUUCUCCCAAAGCAAUUGCAGCCUAAAGAUGAUUCUGAGAGCGUGAGCAGGGUGAGCAAGGCCUGCUUUCUUUAGUAGACCACAGGGAGAACGCGGCAGCUGUCUAAUUAGCUCUGACAAGAAGGUGGCCGGGAGUUUAGCAGCUAUGAACAAUCUCUGAUGCAUCUCCCACUUAAUGCAUAGUGUGCCUUGGGAUAUUAGUUAAUUAAUUAGGAUGAUGUAUUAGUCAUCAUGAUAAACAAGACAUUUAAAAACUAAGCAUGCAGUUUGAACUCAAAAUUUAAAUUGUGUUUGAAGCCACAUAGCACAUCGGCCCUUUCACAGUGUGGUGGUAAACACUGACAGGCUUCUUCCUGUCCAGAUGCUCCCAGAGCCCCACUUCCUCUCAGCCCUCUGUUGUAGCGUCUUCACCCUCUUGAUCUCUCCAGUUUGGAAUGUCCUUGGAUGAGACCUCUAAUCACUUCCUGGGCAAUCUAGAGCCUCUAGGGCAGUGGUUCUCAACCUUUGGUUCACAAGCCCCUCUGCAAACUUCUAUCUCUAAAAAAUUUACAUUAUGAUUCAUAACAGUAGCAAAGAUACAGUUAUAAAGUGGCAAUAAAAAUAAUUUUAUGGUUGGGGGUCACCACAACAUGAGGAACUGUGUUAAAGGUCACAGCAUCAGGAAGGUUGAGAACCUCUGCUCUAAGCAGAGCCUAUCCCCAAGUGUCUAUUUCCCGACCCUCUUUUUCCCUGGUCCUCAGCCAAGUAUCAGCUACCUGUUGAGCAUUUCUCCAUGAACAUGGUCUUAGCCUGCUUGGCUGCUAUGAUGGAAUAACUUCAACCGAAUGUGUCUUUUUUUUUUUUUUUUUUUUUUCUUUUUUUCGGAGCUGGGGACCGAACCCAGGGCCUUGCGCUUGCUAGGCAAGCGCUCUACCACUGAGCCAAAUCCCCCAACCGAAUGUGUCUUACAAGCAUCCCUCUCUCACAGGCUCAGAGCUCGGGAGGGAGUUCAAGACCAAAGCCUGGUAGAUUGGGUAUCCAAGGAUGGUGCUUUCUUGGCUGUGUCCUUACAUGGAAGGGGCCUCGUCGGGAGCAAGGAGGUAGAUGCACACUGAUUUUAUUACGCUGAGGGUCAUCACAAGAUUCACAUUCCAAAUUCCUAACUAUGGUCCUAAGCCUGUCUCCCCAAGGCUGCUCACCCGUGUGACAUAGCUUAGCUGAAAUCAGGUCCAGUCUCUAACAAAAGUCUCUGAUUUGAGGUUCAGGAUCCUGGGGGAGACUUUCCAGCCACAGCACAAAUCAAGGUGGCGUCUCUCCAGAUGUGCAGAACAGAACAUAGUUGGCGUCAUGGGUUUCUAGGACUGUGUCUGGUUAUCCUGAGUGAGUGAUGUCACCGGGUUCUGGGUCUCAGGUUAUCAGCAGCCUUGGGUGUAGUGGGGAUCCUGACUAAGCCAUUUUUACAUGUCUAAAGGGCUUUUUAAAAAAAUCUAUGCUCAUCACAGGCCCAGAGUCUCUCUAUGACCAUACACGUGGGCUCUGUCCUCACCAACCAGUCAUUUCCUUGUUAUUUUACUUAUUGGGAGUGUAACUUCAGUGUGAGUUUGAGGUGCAUACCAUACACCUUUCAGAGCAUAGCAAUGUGCCCAGACUUUGUGUGCCUUCUCUCAAGCUUCCCAGCACAGUCUGGGCUGGUCCUAAACUUGGGAUUCUCUUGCCUUAGCUUCCUGAGUUCUGAGACUAUCAUUAUAGUCAGUUCUGGGCCCAUUACAUCUUGGACUUUGUGGCUAGGCUCAGAAGGCUCAGAGUCAUCCUUGCUUCCUCUGACUGUCCCGGGUAAUUCAUGAAGCUGCAGUCCUGUGCAGCUCCCUUGUAACCGGUGACCCGGUUUCCAUUCUUGUCUCAGAAAUGUCCACUUAUCAUUCAGCUGUUAGAGGGCAUAUUGGACCCACCUUGUAUGUCUGCAGCCACCUAACCCUGUUUUCUGCCCCAAGCUCCUGCCAACUUCAAUGACUUACCCUUUCUUGCAACUUGGCCUUUGCCCAUGCUGCUCCCCUGACUCUGGAAGUUGAGAGGCUGAGGGCAGGAGCCAGAGGCUAAGCUUCAGAGAUGAUGAAGUAUCAAGCCUCCCCGGAGCAGCACUGUCCCUCAGUGGGACAGAUCAUGGGACUCCUAAAGCGUGCCAUUGAGAGUCAGCUGCCUAGCUAAGAAGUGAGCCUUCACGGCAAGUAGCAUUGGUGUGAGGGGAAGGCCGCACAGGAAGGUAGGUGGUGGUGUGGAAGCCAGGCUUCAAAGGCUUCUGAAUAUCAACACUAGAGUCUUUCUCCCAGGUACUCCAGAAAGCAGUAAGGAUGUGAGAAGGAUUCUGUGUGUGCUUAGUCCCUACCUCCCCCUGUUCACUUUUAAAAGCUUCUUCCAAGGCUAGGUGUCAAGGAGCAUAUCUGUAACCCUGGAACUUGGGACAGGUAGGCCAGCCUGGGCUACAUGAGAUCCUGUUUUAAAAACAAACAAACUCCCUUCCACUUCUGGGUAGAACUAAGAAUCCAGGCCUCACAUGUAGAGUCAGAUCUUGGCUAUAAACUCUGGAGAGGACAGAGAAGCAGCUUCAGAGAGGCAGGAUGACUGUAGCAGCCACAGUAGUUUCUGCAUGCUCCCCGGUAAUAGUCUACAUUGUCAAGAGGUCCCUGAAGACCAGCCACCUCAAGGGGUCUGGGAGGCGAGGAGCUGAUCUUUGAGGCCUGUACAGCCGGUAAGCUAUCACUUACAGGUCAUGGUAGUGUGUGGCUCCCUUCUGGGUCUACCAGGGAACAGCACAGCUGCAUCAUUGGGAGGCCUCCUGCUCUCAGGGCUGAGUUCACAGUGCGGGACACAUGCUCUGCAGAAACAUGUGUCACUGGAGUGGGUAGGGGCCGUCUUGAGGUUUCAAAGUCUAUACCAUUCCCAGUUAGUGAUCUCCCUCACUCCCUCCAUGCUCCCCUACCCCCACCUGUGGGUCAGGACAUCAGCUUUUAAUUGCACCAGUGCCGUGCCAGCCUGCUUGCUGCCCUGCUCCCCACCAUAAUGCCAUGGCUUUCAGAAGCUGUGAGCCUCUGAGUUAAAUAUUCUCUUUUAUCAAUCACUUGGUCAUAGGGUUUUGUUACAUAGUAGAAACGUAACUAAGACUUCCCCAUUUCAUUGUAAUGAUUUGGGCAAACUUGGUGAUUCUGGCCUUUUUAGAAUUCUUUGAGGUGGUGAAAACUAUGAACUUAUCUUACCAGAAAAAUGCCUGUAUAUGGCUUAACAUUUUAGGAAAAGAACCCUCCUUUACGUAUCAAGUGCACUAGCCUGUCCAGUGCUCUAGCCUGUCCAGUGCUCUAGCCUGUCCAGUGGUGCUCUAGCCUGUCCAGUGCUCUAGCCUGUCCAGUGGUGCUCUAGCCUGUCCAGUGGUGCUCUAGCCUGUCCAGUGGUGCUCUAGCCUGUCCAGUGGUGCUCUAGCCUGUCCAGUGGUGCUCUAGCCUGUCCAGUGGUGCUCUAGCCUGUCCAGUGGUGCUCUAGCCUGUCCAGUGGUGCUCUAGCCUGUCCAGUCCUUUAGCCUGUCCAGUGGUGCUCUAGCCUGUCCAGUGGUGCUCUAGCCUGUCCAGUGGUGCUCUAGCCUGUCCAGUGGUGCUCUAGCCUGUCCAGUCCUUUAGCCUGUCCAGUGGUGCUCUAGCCUGUCCAGUCCUUUAGCCUGUCCAGUGGUGCUCUAGGCUGACCAGUGCUCUAGGCUGACCAGUGGUGCUUUAGGCUGUCUAGUACUUUAGGCUGACCAGUGCUCUAGGCCUCCUGUACUUUCAGUAACACCCCCUCUCCCUACUGUACAUCCUUUUUUUUUUUUUUUUUUUUUUUUUUUUCUUUUUUUCUUUUUUUCUUUUUUUCGGAGCUGGGGACUGAACCCAGGGCCUUGCGCUUGCUAGGCAAGUGCUCUACCACUGAGCUAAAUCCCCAACCCCUGUACAUCCUUUAAUUCUCAUCCUGCUUCCUUUCAGUUGGACCAAGUGGUGUGCUUCCCCAGCCUGCCUCAGCAUGGUAACCAAGUUACUGUUGUACAUGUCAUCUGAUGCUUAAGCCUAAUUCUGAAUCUGGCCAGUGAGUGUGCAGUGUCUCCUUGGCCCAUGAGCUCUGCCUCAUGUCCUUGACACCUGACCUAUGCUCCGCUCAGCCCUUUGAGCAUGUGCAGGACCAGGCUCCCUGCCCCCAUGGAACAUUCCCACCAGGCCCCAUGCUUCCUUGUAUUGUUGUAGUUCUCUCCAGGAGGGAAAUGACCAACAUCAGACUUUCCUCCCCCCCAGACAUACACGCACAAAGCUGGGUGUCAGUCCCUGGGCAACACCCAAGAGCCCUAAGUUGUUUCUUUGACCCUUUGUGGUCAAAUGGUACUUCACAAUGGUACCUCCUCAGGACCAACCUUUCCUUCCCUUCCUUUCUAUCUUAGCAUCAUCGCAGUGAACAGUGCCCUGAGGUCCUGAGGGGAGCAGAGGGAGAGCUCUCCCUAAAAUGUUCUAAACUGUAGGGCACAGUGUCAUGUUUCUGAUUUAUGUUGCCUCCCACAAUCAAACUAUCCUUCCCAUGCUCAGAUACUUGCGAGGGAGGUAUUAGUUUGAUUGUGUGAUGGAAUUGAGUUAUUUAGCAGUGCAGCAGCAGAUCUGUGCUCCAAGGGCCAGCCCUUGAGAAGGUAAAUCAUUUUCUUCCAGUUGUAGCCGAGGCUUGUAGUUUGUAGAUAAUCGCAGGGAAACCCACAGCAGUAGCUGUUGUUUGUUGAGAGCCUGCUGUGCACCGACACUUUGUAACUUCUUACUUAGCCUUUCGAGUGGCCUUUCCUACUUAGCCUAGGGUGGCUAGAUGGCUUGAUUGUAAACGCUUUUUUUUUUUUGGUUCUUUUUUUUGGAGCUGGGGACCGAACCCAGGGCCUUGCGCUUCCGAGGCAAGCGCUCUACCACUGAGCUAAAUCCCCAGCCCCGAUUGUAAACACUUUUGUCUCACAGUUCACUGGUCAGAAGCACACUGACUAGUGUGCUUAGACCAGGCCAGCUGCCCUCCAAAGCCAGUUUCUGCCACCGUCCUUCCUCUCUGGACAGGAGGAGACGAGCUUUUUACUAGGCAAAGAUGAAGUGGGAGGGGGAUGGAUAAGGACUUCUUAGUAGCUGUGUGUGAGAGAGAAGCUGAUCGAGUCUGCUUGGCCUCUGCUCUUCUGAGUAUGUGUUUGGGGGUUUCUAGCACUGUCUUCAUUCAAGAAGCAACUGAUAACCCAAGGCCUAGUUGUCUGGUUGGAGUCAGCAUGUACUCCCAGUGCCUUCUGGUGUUUGUGGGACAUGGGGAAGUAUGGCCUUGUUGGCUGUGAAUAGAGCCUUCCACUCUGGUGCACUGACUUUAGUUUGCUUCGGUUUUCGAGACAGGGUUUCUCUUGCACUAGCCGUAACUGCUCUGGGAUCAUCCUCCUUCAGUCUGGCAAGUGCUGAAAUCAUUGGCUGGAGCGGCCAUGUCCAGGUGUCAUUCAGAUUUUGAUUCGUCCUGUGAGUGUCUCCUGUCAUAUCCCUGCAUGGGAAUGUCAGCCGGUCUUGACUAACAGCAUAUUUACUGUUUGUGAUGUUUCUGGGUACACUUUCUCGGCAAUUCAGGAGGAACCCUUUAAAAAAGACUCCUCAGCUCGUCUCCCUGCCCCACUGGAGAGCACAGGUUUGAGUCAUAUGAAACCAGGGCUUGAAGAAGCCACCAAGUCCUCAAGUAACAUAUGCUCUUGAGAAAGUCUCUUUGCUGGUGCCAUCAGUGGGUGUGUUGUGUGGAACUUAGGUUCGUUUGCUCAUGGAAACCCCACUACCAGAGUGACAGUUCAGAAACAGCAGGUCAGAACCCGAGCCCAGCUCUGUAUACAUUUUGCUGCUGUUGUUGUUGUUGUUGUUGUUGUUGUUGUUGUUGUUGUUGCUGCUACUGUGUGAGUGUGGGCCUGCAAAUGCUGUAAAAGAAGAGAGCACGUCACGGGGCAUGUGUGACUGCCAAAGGGCAACUUUGAAGCUCUCCUUCCAUCACGGAUUUCUGGGGGUCAAAUGCAGGUACUCCUGAAGCACCCACCGCACAGAUCCUGAGCCCAGGGCUGUAACUGGCAUGUUCUGUGGUGUCUGCAUCAGUGACUUUCUAGACCAGGAGGAGCAGUACUGAUGUGCCACUCCCAGGGCAGAGGCCCUGCGUGGGCUCUGGCUGGCUUCCGUGUGGCUAACUGUUCUAAUGUGGGGACACUGGGACUCCUCACUGGUUCAUUCCUUCCCCGAUCCGUCUGCAUCUGUGUAUCAGAGUUGCCGAGCCCACUCACUCCAUGGCAGUUCUUCCUGCUGGGCAGUGCAUAAAUGAUUUGCCGAACGGUGAUAAAGUAAAACUUUCUCUAAGUAAAGAUGUUACAAUGCAGGUUCCAACCAGAGCCUCUCAGAUGUGUUAGUUUGAACAUACUUUAACCUGCACAUAGCCUGUAAGAAGCCAGUUCAAGUAGUGUAUUUGUAGCUAAAACUUGUAGAAAAGGUGUUCAGGUGUUUAAUGAGAAGGAGACAGAUGAAGUUAUUCCAGAUCAUCAAAAGGAUUAGAUGGUUAGCAGGUAGCUGACUAGCAGCUUGCUGAGCCGCACAGAUGCGGGCUUUUACCCUUGGCCUGUCCACUGUUGGUUGCACUAUGACUUAGGUGGGGGUCUGUGCAGUGAGGGAAACAGGAUCCUCUCAUCUCUUCUCAUUCCUGCAGCAACCUUGGAAAGAUGAACUGGGUACACUUAGUUUUGCCAAGUUUGGAAGUUCAGACUGUGAUUUUCUGAAGUGCUUUCUAUAUUGAUGGAGGAAAACCCAGUACCCAAAGAUCUCGGAGAGAUUUAGAGAGGCCAUUCUCCCAGGCUAGCUGGGGCAGCUCCAGAGUUGUAAAGAAGACUAAGCCUCUCUGGUUCUAAGGGUUCUAAGGCCUUGUGGGUGUUGUCUUAAGUCUAUUUCCAUUCGCUUCCAUGCCAUUGCCACCCAGCUUCACAGAGCAUGUCUGCUGUGUACCACUGGCUAACCUGGAGCCAGGGCUUUCCCACCUCACCUGCUAUAUAGAGUCUGAGGUUAGGAGACAGUCGUGAGGAACAUGCACCAAGUCUUCUCAAGUGGCUCUGGUCCAAACAAGGCAGCAGAGGGGGCGGGGUGUGGUGUGUCCACUUGGCAGACAGGGAAACUAAGGCUGCUGGGUUCAUGGACAACAGCAGUGGCAGAGCUGGGGUUGAAGCUCUGGCUGGGCCCAGAUCUGGCAAGCUUACCCUGAUGCCUCUGAGCCGCAUUUCUACCUCCUACUGUGGGGCCUGAAAUACAUUAGACUUAGCCCCCCUCCCCCACCAUGGUUUCUCCUUUCUUUUUUGCCCAGGCUUCAUGCCCUUGUUUUCUUCCAGCAAACCAGGUGCCACCUUCUCCAGCAGAACUGUUAUCCAAAUGGAGUGGGCCUUAGGUCUCCGAGUGCACACCUUAUAGGUGGAAUUGGCAUUUUGACUCCUAUCACUUGCAUCUGAGUGCGCCCCCGCCCGCCCCGGAGCCACAGUAUUAAUGAGAUCAGUCUUGUUUCCUCUGACCAUGUCAUGGGUCUGCAAAUGAGACUUUAAAUAGAAGAUGUGACAGAUGGGUCUGUGCAGGUUUCUUCACUGCAUACAAUAGAAUGGACCAUCUUGACUUUCAGCUCCUGGGUUACCACUGCCUACUCUUCCCCUCAGGAAAGCAGCAGGGCCAGGAGCACAGCCCAUUCCCUAGUCCCUGCUGAGCUAGUGAGUAGUGAUGUCAAAGGAAGCAAAGGGCUGCUUAAUAUAGUGGAUUACAGAACCCACCGGUAGGGCAGGGCGGUGGGGCAGGGCGGUGAGGCAGGGCCGGAACAGCCCUUUCUUCUAGUUUCCUCCCAGGACCUCUAAAGAAUUUGAAAGGCAGGAGGCUGAGAUGUUUUAGAGUGACAGAGUUCCUGCUUUCCUGAGGGUGUGGCAGCCCUCCUGGAGCUCUGCCUGAGGCUGCUGGGUCAUUGGGUUAACCUAGAGAUGAGUCCCCUUUCAGCCAGUGUCUUGGUUCUUACUGUCAUUCGGUGAAGAUGUCUGGGCUGGGAAAGGUGCUGUGAUCUGCUGGCUUUAGGAUGGGCAAUGCCAUUGAAAAACAGAAGCCCCUGAGACAAAGCCAUCUGUGCCCCUGGAAACAAGACUCUCAGCGCUCUCAUCUCUCCUCCUUCACCAUGAAGCUGAUGGACAAAUUCCACUCUCCUAAAAUCAAGAGAACACCAUCCAAGAAGGGAAAGCCAGCUGAGGUGUCGAAGACUCCUGAGAAGCCUGUGAGCAAAGAGGCAAGAGACAGAUUUCUACCAGAGGGCUACCCUAUCCCCUUGGAUCUGGAGCAGCAGGCAGUAGAAUUUAUGUCCACCAGUGCUGUGGAUUCCAGGUCUCAGAGGCAGAAGAACCUGUGCUGGCUGGAGGAGAAAGAGAAGGAGGUUGUCAGUGCCUUGCGCUACUUUAAGACCAUUGUGGACAAAAUGGCCAUUGAUAAGAAGGUUCUGGAGAUGCUCCCGGGGUCAGCCAGCAAGGUGCUGGAGGCCAUCUUACCCCUGGUGCAGACUGACCCUCGGAUCCAGCACAGCUCAGCCCUCUCCUCUUGCUAUAGCCGAGUGUACCAGAGCCUUGCCAACCUUAUCCGCUGGUCUGACCAGGUGAUGCUCGAGGGUGUGAACUCAGAAGAUAAGGAGAUGGUGACGACUGUGAAGGGUGUCAUCAAAGCUGUGCUGGAUGGAGUGAAGGAACUGGUGAGGCUAACCAUUGAGAAGCAAGGCCGGCCAUCACCAACAAGCCCAGUGAAGCCCAGUUCCCCAGCCAGCAAGCCUGAUGGUUCUUCCCAUUUCUCCAGCCAGCCUGAGCUCCCUCUGACAGAACGAGAAAUGGAGAUUCUGAACAAGACAAGUGUGUCACCAUCCACUGAACUGCUCCCAGACUCCACCAGUGAAGAGGUUGCGCCCCCCAAGCCCCCUUUACCUGGCAUCCGGGUGGUUGAUAACAGUUUGCCUGGAUUUUCUGUCUCUUCUAGUCCACCAGCAUUACCACCCAAGAAAAGGCAAUCUGCUCCAUCCCCUACCCGGGUGGCUGUGGUAGCCCCCAUGAGUCGUGCUGUCAGUGGCUCCAGUUUGCCUGUUGGAAUCAAUAGGCAGGACUUUGAUGUUGAAUGUUACACCCAGAGGCGCCUGUCAGGAGGCAGCCGCUCCUGUGGUGGUGAAUCUCCUCGCCUGUCCCCCUGCAGCAGUACAGGCAAGCUCAGCCGGUCAGACGAGCAGCUGUCCUCCCUAGACAGGGAUAGCGGGCAGUGCUCACGGAACACAAGCUGUGAAACACUAGAUCACUAUGACCCCGACUAUGAAUUCCUCCAGCAAGACCUCUCCAAUGCAGACCAGACCCCUCCACAGGCAGCCUGUAACCUCAGCCCACUGCCGGAGUCCAUGGGGGAGUCUGGGCCCCCAUUUGUUGGCUACUCUUUCCAGCUGCCUCUGGGCAGCUGUCUCCAGCAGGAUGGACAGCAGACAGAUACUCCACCUGCCCUUCCUGAGAAGAAGCGUAGGAGCGCAGUCUCCCAGACCACGGACAGCUCUGGCUGCAGGGUGUCCUAUGAGCGACACCCCUCACAGUAUGACAACAUCUCAGAAGAUGAUCUGCAGAACCCAGCCCAGCCUGUGUCCUACCCGCCCUUUGCUGCUAUCCUGCCCUUUCAGCAGGGAGCUUCUUCCACCCCUGUUGAGUUUGUGGGUGAUUUCAGUGUUCCUGAGUCAGCCGGUGACCCAGAAAAGCCACCUCCUCUACCAGAGAAGAAAAACAAACACAUGCUGGCCUACAUGCAACUGCUGGAGGACUACUCAGAGCCACAGCCCUCCAUGUUCUACCAGACACCGCAGAGUGAGCACAUCUACCAGCAGAAGAACAAGAUGCUCAUGGAGGUCUAUGGCUUCAGCGACUCCUUCUGUGGUAGUGACUCCACGCAGGAGCUGGCCCCUCCACCCGCUUUGCCCCCCAAGCAGCGGCAGCUGCAGGCCUCCUAUGCUGCUUCUUCCUUCUCUGUCUCCCACUGUGUCCAGCAAACUAAAGUGGCCUUCACCCCCGAGGACGGCAGUGCCGCUCAGGGCCUCAGUGUAUCCGUGUCUAACUCCUUUCUCAACCGGCACGGCAGCUUGCCUGUGCCCUCGUACAAAUCUGUGUUUAGGUCUUACUCCCAGGACUUCAUGCCUCACCACCAAGCCUCCGUCCAACCUUUCCUUCCGCCUACCUCCUCUUCCUCUCCACAUUUCCCACCUGUCCACGCGUCCCAGAGCUCGGACUUAGCGGUGCCCACCGUAAGCAGUCCGCCUCCCAGCACCGUGGACGGGCCUCUCUCGUCUUCUCAGGACAGCAGCUUUCAUGGGAACCCUGUCCGCCUUCCUUCCGAAACCUCUUUCACUGACUCGAGUGAAAACGCCAGCAGUGAGGAAGCUGGUGGGGGUGAAUAUGUCAAUCUGUACUCCUCUGGCCAGACCAGCGAGGAGCUAGCUCCCUCUGGAGGAGAACCGCCAUCUGGGAAGGACGGACAUCCCAGAGAUCUUUCGGUCAGCAGUGCAUCUGGGAAGGACAGCAGAGAAAAUGGGGAGAGGUCCCCGAAGUCACUGGAUGCUCUGGAGUCAGCCCAGUCAGAAGAGGAAGUGGAUGAACUGUCCCUCAUUGACCACAAUGAAAUCAUGGCCAGGCUGACACUCAAGCAAGAGGGUGAUGAUGGACCAGAUGUUCGUGGAGGUUCAGGAGACAUCUUACUGGUCCAUGCUACUGAGACAGACAGAAAAGACCUGGUCCUGUACUGUGAAGCCUUCCUGACCACCUACAGAACCUUCAUCAGCCCCGAGGAGCUCAUCAAGAAGCUGCAGUGCCGGUACGAGAAGUUCUCUCCCUUUGCUGACACAUUCAAGAAGCGAGUGAGCAAGAACACAUUCUUCGUGCUGGUGCGGGUGGUGGACGAGCUCUGCCUGGUGGAGCUGACAGAGGAGAUCCUGAAGCUGCUGAUGGAGCUAGUCUUCCGCCUAGUGUGCAGUGGAGAGCUCAGCUUGGCCAGGGUACUCCGAAAGAACAUUCUGGACAAGGUGGACCAGAAGAAGCUGCUCAGGUGUGCCCAUUCCGACCAGCCUUUGGCAGCCAGGGGUGUUGCAGCCAGGCCAGGAACCUUGCAUGAUUUCCACAGCCACGAGAUAGCUGAACAGCUGACACUGCUGGAUGCCGAGCUUUUCUAUAAGAUAGAGAUUCCCGAAGUUUUGCUUUGGGCCAAAGAGCAGAAUGAAGAGAAGAGCCCCAAUCUGACCCAGUUCACAGAGCACUUCAACAACAUGUCCUACUGGGUGCGGUCCGUCAUCAUGCUGCAGGAGAAGGCCCAGGACCGGGAGAGGCUGCUCCUGAAGUUCAUCAAGAUCAUGAAGCACCUGCGCAAGCUCAACAAUUUCAACUCCUACCUGGCCAUCCUCUCCGCACUGGACUCGGCCCCCAUCCGCAGACUGGAGUGGCAGCGACAGACCUCAGAGGGCCUGGCUGAGUACUGCACGUUGAUUGACAGCUCAUCCUCCUUCCGAGCCUACCGGGCUGCCCUCUCAGAGGUGGAACCUCCAUGUAUCCCAUACCUAGGUUUGAUCCUGCAAGACCUGACGUUCGUCCACCUGGGAAACCCAGACUACAUAGACGGGAAGGUCAACUUCUCCAAGCGGUGGCAGCAGUUCAACAUCCUGGACAGCAUGCGCUGUUUCCAGCAGGUGCACUAUGAAAUCCGGAGAAACGACGACAUCAUAAACUUCUUCAAUGACUUCAGCGACCACCUGGCCGAGGAAGCCCUAUGGGAACUCUCUCUGAAGAUCAAGCCUAGGAACAUAACAAGGCGGAAAACAGACCGUGAAGAGAAGACCUAGGAGCAGGCUGGCUGUGAGGAUGCUCAAGCAGCCAGGAGAGGACCUGGACCGUCCCAGCCUCAGAGCCUGUCCAUGGCUUGGCUGUGUGGCAGCACCGAGUCUGCCGGCCGGUUUCCUGCCUCCUUCCCUAUGGCUAAAGCCCCAGGGUUCACAGUGAGCUGGCUGGCAGGCCUCAGGACUGGCUUGUGUACUGGUGGCCCCUGGUCUGGUUUUGUUUUCUGUUUUCUGUCGAUGCUCCGUCCUGUUCCCUACUGUCCCCUCCAACAGGGAGCAGAAGAAACCUGAGCAGCAGACCAGGGGAGUGGCUGGCUUCCUUCCUCCCUCCCAAGGCUGUCUUUGCCUUCUUAAGUGGCAGAUAAGUAGAGGCCCCACCCAGGCCCCUUGGGUAGACCGCCCUCCAGGGUACCUGGAGCCAGAGGAGAUAGGGCUGGGAGGUGGAAGAAGGAGAAAAGGGCCACAGCAGGCAUCUUUCACUGUCCAUUUCCUGCCUUUUAGACAUGGAGGAUGAGGAUGUCGACCUGGCGUGAAAGUAUCAUGGGAUAGGCAGCAGCCAGAGCUGACACUUGUCACAGUACUGGCCCCAGCCCUGUCCUGCCAGGCAUGGUCCACCAAGGCUCACCUGCUGGACUGACAGCAGCACCAGUUGCACCUUCCACCCUGUUGCCCCACCACUGUCCAGCCCCAGCCCAGCCCACAUCAGCGGUUCUCUGGGGAUCAGGAACAGGAGGCAGAAGGGAGAGUUCAUGCUGAGCUGGGGCCAAGGCUAUGCUUCCAAGUGGCUCAGAGAGUGAGGAUCUUUAGUGACCUAGGGAGAGGCAAGCAGCCUCUCCGUGCUUGCUGUGUGCCUUAAAUGCCAUCUCCUGUUCCUUCCAGCCUGGGGCUUCCCUCCUCCUGUGCCCCACCCCUGGCAGCCAGCAGGGUCCUGGGCCCUUUUUGCUCCCUGGGAAUGUCUCCUGUUCCCAAGGCUAAAGAAGCCUAGGAUGUGAGGCCUCCAGGGGCUCCUGAUUCCAGACAGGUGGCAGAGCCACCCCUGCUGCUGAGGUUGACAAUCUGUUCAGGGCUCAGGACUGGGAUCUCCCUGGCCAUGGUCCCACGGCCUCACUGUAGGCUGAUUGGCAGGGUGCAGGUCAGAAUGCAGAGGUGCUGCUGGCCCUGCACCAUCCCUCCAGUUCAGGUUUGCAUGGACAGGCACCCUCAUCUUCUGGUCAUGGGGCUUGGCCAAGUGGAUCCCAGGAUUUCUGUGCUUCCCAGCCCAGUCGUCAGAGCAGAAGAAAAGACAGCAGCAGCUGCUGGCCGGGUACUAAUUUGAAACAGCUGUCACUCUGAACCCUUCCUGGGUUGGUUUUUUGUUUUGUUUUUGUUUUUAAAGCAGCUUUUAUCAAAUAAGAACUAUAGGACCCUCUUCUGUUUAUUUGUGCUGUAAAUAGAAAGGGGACAUCUGUAAACAGCCCCUUGGCCAGCUCCCUCUGGCAGCAGCCGGUACUGGAUUGUUUAUGGAGCGUUUGUGGAGUCAGGCUUGUGAACAGUCGCGUGGGUCUUUGGUGUGUUCCUCUUUUACAGGUCCUUUCAUUUCAGUCUUUGCUCCUACUUGCUGUCCUUCACCAGCUCUAGGUGCUGCUGUGUGCGAGUGGGGAACACUGUGCACACGGGGUCUUUCCUCCCAGCGCUUUAGAGGCCCCUGCAGCCUCCCUCUGUAGCACAGGCCAACAUAGGCCCAGCCUACUGGUGCUGCAGCCAACAGAGCGGCUCUGUGGUCUGUGUCUACUGGUUCCCAAACAUGAGCUGGCUAGAAAGGAAGGCUCUCCUUCCAGACCAGAAAAGCCAGGCCCUCCUACAAUCCUGGGAGCCUUAGGCAGACUAAGUCAAGGGCCAGGGCACGUCUGGAGUUUCUGUGUGGGGAUGUUGAGGUGCGAUGUGUGGGUUUAACUUAUUAGCCAGCAGGCUUCCCCAGUCACCUGCCUCUGGCUGCGGCUGAGCCCAGUGUUCCCGCAGCCUGGCUUCCACAUGUCUGUUUUUUAGGGGUGGGGGGCUGGGAGAGCUGUGAAGAUGGGUCUUUAUAGAUAUACUAAGCAGCAUGGACAAUUCGGUUCCCAGCAGAGGCCAGCCCUUACCUGUGGAUAUGGUCUGACCAAGGCUAGGGCAAGCAAACACCAUGUCUGACUGACCCUUAAGUCUCCCAGUGUGGCACUGUAAUAUAACCCCCCACUCACCUGUCUGACAAUGCAUCUUCCUACAGACAGAACAGCGCGCAACUUUUAUAUGAAAGAAAAAUAAACAGACAAAAGCCCGUCUGAUGCCA
Molecule: messenger RNA, 17032 nt
Organism: Rattus norvegicus (Norway rat)
Lineage: Eukaryota; Metazoa; Chordata; Mammalia; Rodentia; Muridae
Source: RefSeq, a predicted model, not a curated record